GGAGGAUAGUGCCAUGAAAGGAGGAAGGAAGAAUUUGAAAAGGGCAACUGAGGAAGAGAGUUUAACUCUUGAAGAAGGUUACAACAUUAUGCAAGUUUUGUCCCUUAGAGGUUCCAAUCUCAUUGAGGUAAUGGAUGCGCAAGGCAAGAAAUCAUUGGCAUUGUUUCCAGCUAAGUUUCAAAAAAGCAUGUGGAUAAAGCGAGGUAGUUUUGUUGUUGUUGACGAUAGUGGGAAGGAGAAGGCUCUUGAAUCUGGAAGCAAGGUGACAUGUAUUGUUUCGAAAGUUUUAUUCUACGAACAACUCCGCGUGCUUCAGAAAUCACCAGAAUGGCCAGAAGUCUUCAAAUCGACAGUUCUGGACGAUUCUAAUGGAAGCAUGGAGAGAGAGACAUCCCAACAAGAAGAUGAAUCAAGUGACAACGAUGGACUUCCUCCACUCGAAGCCAAUACAAACAGAAUCAGACCAUAUGAAUUAUGUGCCGAGUCAGAUUCUGGUUCUGAUUCCGAUUUAGAUUCUUGAGCAAUUCCAAAGAAGUUUCAUGCUUUCAUUUUCAACUCUAAUUAUUAUCCACAUUUGUGGAUACAGUUUUGUUAGAAUGAUGUAAACUUAAACUUUUUGAGAUAAACAACCGCUAAAUGCACCUUCUUUCUUUCUUUUUU
Molecule: messenger RNA, 660 nt
Organism: Morus notabilis
Lineage: Eukaryota; Viridiplantae; Streptophyta; Magnoliopsida; Rosales; Moraceae
Product: probable RNA-binding protein EIF1AD
Exons: 4
Coding region: 14-520 (168 amino acids)
Biological process (GO): translational initiation
Cellular component (GO): nucleus
Molecular function (GO): RNA binding; translation initiation factor activity
Source: RefSeq, a predicted model, not a curated record